Molecule: messenger RNA, 2838 nt
Organism: Hyalella azteca
Lineage: Eukaryota; Metazoa; Arthropoda; Malacostraca; Amphipoda; Hyalellidae
Product: RE1-silencing transcription factor-like
Exons: 3
Coding region: 235-1320 (361 amino acids)
Biological process (GO): regulation of transcription by RNA polymerase II
Cellular component (GO): nucleus
Molecular function (GO): RNA polymerase II transcription regulatory region sequence-specific DNA binding; DNA-binding transcription factor activity, RNA polymerase II-specific
Source: RefSeq, a predicted model, not a curated record
CUUGGUUAUUGAAAGAUAUAUAAUUACUGCAAGUAUUUCUGAAGAAUCCAUCUCAUUAAUCUCUUGGCAUACAGUAUAUAAGAGUGCAGAGUUGUUCUGCACCAGCUCUCAGAUGCUGCAGUCAGGAGUGGCUUGUGCCCCUGAGCAGAGCCUCAUUCAAGCAGCAACUGACGUGUGCAAACUGAGCCUGAAGUAAUAGAGGGCAGCACCCCCAGCUCGUCUCCACCCCCUGACAUGACAGUUUACAUCAAAGAGGAGCCUGUAGAUGAGGGAGAGGACAUAACUGUGAAGGAUGAACCACUUUGCAGUGAAGAAUAUGAGGAUGCCAUGCCGUGCGAUGCCCCGGCCACCAUUGGUCAGGAUGUGAUGCCAGUUUUGCCUGAAAACAAGGAAGAAAAGAUGUCUGCCUCUGAGGAAAAUGUUUCUCCAGUGCCCAAUGGAGCAGCUUUAGUCCAGGAAGUUCUUUCCAAUCAACCUGUGUCUGAGCUCAAGUCAUCCAACUUGGCCAACAAUGACCAUGCAAGAUUAGCAGAGAAAUUACCCAAGGUUCCUUCAUCCACUGAUUUAUUACAUACAGAUGUUCCUUUUAAUGCCCACCAAAUUGCCAAACAAGAUUUUCAGGCUGUAUUAAAGUGCAAUUUAUGCAACUAUGUUGCAAAUAGAAAAAGCAAUCUCAAUAGUCACGUGUUUUCUAAACAUGGUUUGGGGAGAGGAUUCAAAUGCAAGUUGUGUGACUAUGCCGCUGCCAUGAAAAAUCGUCUUAAAGUUCAUCUGUUCACUAAACAUGGUUUGGGAAAAGGAUUGAAAUGCAAGUUGUGUGAUUACGUAGCUGGCAGAGAACGCUAUCUCAAUACGCAUAUGUUUUCUAAACAUGGUAUAGGGAGCGGUGUGAAAUGUGACCUAUGUGACUACGUUAUGGCUAAAAAAGACCAUCUCAAACAUCAUCUUUUUUCUAAACAUGGUUUGGGUAUGGGAAACAAUUGUAAGUUGUGUGAUUAUGUUACUAUUAGCAAAUCUCUCCUCAGUAUGCACCUUAUUUCAAAGCAUGGUUUGGGGGAGGGGUUAAAAUGCGACUUAUGUGAUUAUUCUACUCAUCAAAAAUAUUCUUUAGAUAUGCAUAUGUUUUCUAAACAUGGUCUAGGGAAAGGAUUCAAAUGCAAGUUGUGUGAUUAUAGCAACUUUAGAAAAUAUGUUCUUGAUGUGCACAUGUUUUCUAAACAUGGUUUAGGGAAAGGCUUCAGAUGUCAGUUCUGUGAUUAUGUUGCUGGUAAGAAAUGGUCUCUAACAAAGCACCAGAAAUCUAAACAUGUUUUGGCUUAGGAAAGAUCACUUAGUAAAAGUUGUGCUACAAUGUCUGCUAACGAUCCAAUCUAAACUUUACUGAGGGGUUUUAGUAAAAUUCAGUUUGUUUGUAUAUGUUCAGUUGAAAAAUAUAUCAAAUGCAUUCAGAUUUAUGACAAUUACUUAGUGAAAGGAUUCCGUAUUGAGUUUAGUUACAAUGCCACAGUCAAAUUUGCACAAAUUUCCCAAUCCAUACACCAGCCACGUCAGGAAAUCAAGGAGGUCUUGAUGCUAAGUAUUCAUGUCUGUCUUCAAAUUAUUAUUUUUUCAUUAAAUUAUUAUUUUCAUACUUCAAAUGGGAUAAUAUGGGAAAAUAUUGUGCAUCAAUUUUACAUAUACUACAGUUGGUAAUAUAAUAUUUUAUGUUUUAGUGUGUAAAUGAGUGUUGGUAGAAGGGCCUUUCAAGUGAUAAACUUGUUGGUGCCAAUGAUGUGAUCUGCCGCUAUAACUGCAAUGGUGGAUUAAGCAUAAAAUUCGCCUGCUUGUAUGUAGGUGAGGUUUGUGAUAUUGCUUACCAAAUGUAAAUUUUGGGCAUAAUAUUUGAAUUAAAAUCUCUGCAACAGAGGCUAUGAGAGAUUUUGUGUUGAUUUGAGCUUGCUUUUGUAGUCUCCAUUGAUGACAGAAAUGGCAUCAGCCACAAUUUGAAAGAGUUGUUGUGGAAUGCACUAAAUUCUCUUUAAGGUCGAUUUACUGCAUUUAUUAAUUUCCUGAAAAAGAUUUCCCAAUACCCUUAACCCUUGUACAUUAAUAGCAAGUGCUUGAAGGCAGCACUUAAUUUAUCAUUUAAUAUUCAUGCAGUGGAUUGGUGAACUCUAACAUACUUGAGCAGGAAACUCGAAUGACAAUUUGACUGCUCAUUAGCUCUGUGCUUUUCUUCCUUGAGCAAUGUUGUCUGUUUCUAUAUAACUUUUACAUUUUGCAACAACCACUAUAAAAUUGCAUGGAUUUAUUAAAAAAUAUUCUGAACAUCUUAGUUUUUAUGAACUUUUACAUUUACAACAACCACCAUAAAGUCGCAUUGAUUGCCUUCUGAAUAUCUUAGUUUCUUGGCAUCUGUGAUGACAUAGAAGGUGUGAGCUAAGCAAGUCAAUAUGAGGACAUUCCCACUUACCUAGACCCCAUUAUUUCUUUGUGUGUGUGGUAUUGUCCAUGCAAAUGGCCUGUUCUUCAUUGGUCCAACUUCUACAAUUUAUUUUAUGAUGCCACCUUCUUUUGUUUUAUGUAUUCUAUGGUAAGAUCUGCAGCACUUGUAGCAACUCUCUUCAAAAAUAUGAAAGCUCAAUAGUCACAAAAUUAAUUAACUUAUUACUUCAAAUUUUGCACAAUCUGUCUCAUCAAACUAUUACUAUUGUAAUAGGAUUUAACUACAAUUAUUAGUAAGAAUUACUAUCUUAGUCUCCAGAAAUAUUUAUCAAUUAGAUAUGUCCAGGAUACAUUUAAAAGAAUGUAUAAUAAAUCGUUACAUUGCCUAGCAAUAAAAAAUGCUAUAAAAUGUGG